UUUCUCUUCUUCUUCUUCUUUUUUUUUUUUUUCUUUUUUUCUAGAUUUGGUAAUAUUAAAAAAAAAGUUAUGAGAGAUUCAAUCUAUUUCCUAUGGAUAGAGAAUCGAAUAUUAGUGGUAAUAAUUACGAUGGUAAUGAUCGUAUCAUGUAGAUGUGUUUUGGGAUUGGAGAACAUAAAUCCGAUAUUCUUCGAUGAAGGUCUUUCUCAUUUGUUUGGAGAAAGUAAUCUCAUCCGAUCUCCUGAUGAUCGUAGCGUUCGAUUACUCCUCGACAAAUACACUGGGUCUGGAUUUAUCUCUUCAAGCAUGUAUCAGCAUGGAUUUUUCAGUUCGUUGAUAAAGUUGCCUGGAGCUUAUACGGCUGAUAUCGUCGUCGCCUUCUAUACAUCAAACGGCGAUGUGUUUGUGAAGAACCAUGAUGAACUAGACAUAGAGUUUUUAGGGAAUCUAGAAGGGAAGCCGUGGCGAUUUCAAACGAAUAUGUAUGGGAACGGUAGCACAAACCGCGGCCGGGAAGAACGCUACCGUCUUUGGUUUGAUCCCUCCAAGGAGUUUCACCGUUAUAGCAUACUUUGGACCCCUACCAAAAUAAUAUUUUGGGUAGAUGAUGUACCAAUAAGAGAAAUCAUAAGAAAAGAAAAAAUGGAAGGAGACUAUCCACAGAAGCCAAUGUCUCUCUACGCCACCAUUUGGGACGCCUCAAGCUGGGCUACUUCCGGUGGAAAAUUCGGAGUCGACUACACAUUUUCACCCUUUGUCUCUGAAUUCAAAGAUAUUGCCCUAGACGGUUGUAAUGUCUCCGACUCACUCCCCACCGUCACUGGAGAAAACAACAACAUAGGUUAUGAUCACAUCAACUGCUCUGUCUCCGACAAGUUUCUCAUGACCAACGACUACUCAACCAUUAGUCCUAAACAAGCAGCUUCAAUGAGACGGUUCCGAGAACGUUAUAUGUAUUAUUCGUAUUGUUACGACACCAUUCGAUACUCGGUGCCUCCCCCAGAGUGUGUUAUUGUGACGGCUGAGAAGAACCGGUUUAGGGAUACUGGACGGUUAAAGUUUGGUGGUAGUCAUCCUAAGGUGCAUAAAGCACGGAAGAAACGGCGACGGAAUCGGUCCACGCCGGUAUCGGUUGUAUCAGCUGAUCUAUAGCAUUUAAGUUAGUUGAGUUCAUUGCGGCUGACUAUGUGAUAUACAUCUAUAUCGUAUGUUUACAGAAAACGAGAAGAUAAAAUGAUAUGUGAUAUGCCCAUUGCAACUUAA
Molecule: messenger RNA, 1263 nt
Organism: Camelina sativa (false flax)
Lineage: Eukaryota; Viridiplantae; Streptophyta; Magnoliopsida; Brassicales; Brassicaceae
Product: putative xyloglucan endotransglucosylase/hydrolase protein 29
Biological process (GO): cell wall biogenesis; xyloglucan metabolic process
Cellular component (GO): cell wall; apoplast
Molecular function (GO): xyloglucan:xyloglucosyl transferase activity; hydrolase activity, hydrolyzing O-glycosyl compounds
Source: RefSeq, a predicted model, not a curated record